Penicillium malachiteum is the source of this 873-nucleotide messenger RNA. RefSeq names its product telomerase inhibitor/ribosome biogenesis protein PXR1 (gene pxr1). The record is from RefSeq and is a predicted model, not a curated record. The coding region runs from base 1 to 873 and encodes 290 amino acids. Lineage: Eukaryota; Fungi; Ascomycota; Eurotiomycetes; Eurotiales; Aspergillaceae. Gene Ontology annotation, molecular function: nucleic acid binding. The transcript is spliced from 3 exons.
AUGGGUUUAGCCGCUCCCAAAAAGAACACGAAGAUCUCUCAUGAUCCCAAUAACACCAAAUGGGCCCGAUCCACGUCGGGCUUUGGCCACAAAAUCAUGAGUGCCCAGGGCUGGACCCCAGGCGGUCGAUUGGGAGCUCGGGAUGCUGCGCAUGCUGAUCUAUUGACUGCUGCCAGUCAUUCUCAUAUCAAAGUCACGAUUAAGGAUGAUAAUCUGGGAUUGGGCGCACGUUUAGCCCGAGAGAGCGAACCGACCGGACAAGAUGCAUUUAAGGGAUUACUAGGUCGAUUGAAUGGAAAGUCAGAGGCGGAGUUACAAAAGGAUGAGCGCAAAUCGGUUGACGUGAAGUUGGCGCGAUAUGUUGCGCUGAAGUUUCCCGAGGUUCGCUUCGUUCGCGGUGGACUCCUUGCUCAAGAAAAACUCGAAGCGUUACCUGCGAAGCCCCAAGAAAAGAAGGAAAAGUCCAAAUCUGCUGGAAACGAUCAACAAGGCAAGGACGAUGAUGAUUCCUUCAGCAAUUCAUCAACCUCGGCUCGGAAGUCCUCGAAGUCCAAAUCCAAGUCAAAGUCCAAGUCCAAGUCGAAAUCCAAGUCCAAGGCAAAGAAGUCUCACUCGCGCUCAGAUGAUGAUAGCGAUGAGGAUUCUUCUUCAGAGUCUGAGUCUAAGAAGAAGUCCAAGAAGCGGAAGGCUGAGUCUGAUGAAUCCUCUCAACCAGUAGUGGCUCCCACUACUACCACAGUUAUACGAGAGCACCGUCCAUUAGGUCGUCAAGUCUUCCGAGGCCGUCAUAUUGCCCAGAAGAAACGAGCGCUCAUGGAUGAUAAGUCCCUCAAUGAGAUCUUCAUGGUGAAAGCGGUGAAUGUGAAAGCAUAA